AUGCUCGCCAACUUGCAUCAGCCUCGCCGGCUGAAGAUGCCCUUCGUCGCGAUUGUCGUUUUCAUCCUCAUUACCGGCUUCUUUCUUCUUUUCCGUCAACCGUUGGUCCAGUAUUUUGUUAUUCCCUGGUCGCCAGAACAAUAUGGCGGCAGCUGGAUGAACGCCUCCUCGCCAGCCUGGGUUCAACCAGCGCUUAGCUCAGGCAUGCCCGAUAAGGCCGAUGAUGCAGCCCGAUAUGUUCAGGCAAUCCUUGACCCCAAGAACGGCGGUUAUCCGAUCGUCAACUGCCCCCCUCCCAACAUCACUCGAUAUGGGGUACUCAAGCCGACAGAGAACACGGGCAAACGCCACUUCUUGUUCGCUCUCGAUCUGCGUCAGAUCGUCGAUCUCCUUCCCCAACUGAUGGGUGCUGUUCUCGAAGCCAUCAAAAUCAUCGGACCUGAGAACUGCGCCAUCUCCGUCGUGGAAGGCAUCUCCACUGAUGGCACUUACGAGACCCUGUAUCGCUUGAAGGCUCACCUGGACAAUAUGGGCGUAGCGUACAAUCUCCAGACAAGCAACAUCGAUUCCCAUAGCGGCGACCGCAUUGGCAAGCUUGCUAAGCUCCGAAACUUGGCCCUCGAACCUAUGAUGGCCGAAGUUGAUGCCUACGACCCCAAGGCCACCAUUGUAUUCUUGAACGACGUGGCCGCCUGCACCGAGGACAUUCUCGAACUUGCUUACCAGAAGAAGACUCAGGAGGCAGACAUGGUGUGCGCCAUGGACUACCACUUUCUCAGAUUUGCGCCGCACAAUGGCGAGCCCUCCUUCUACGAUUCCUGGAUUUCCCGCGGCAUCAACGGCGACACUUUCUUACCCAUUCCCGAUAGAACGCCGAAAGGGGAGCAAUGGAGCGACGUUGCCAACAUGUUCUGGAACGAGCCAUACUCUCAAGACCGUUACCUCAGCCGAAAGCCUUUGCAAGUGUUUGCUUGCUGGAACGGAGGUGUCGCCAUGACUGGCGAGCCGUUUCUCAGCAAGAAGCUGGACUUCAGAAGAUCAUAUCCUGGCGAAUGCCACACCGGCGAGCCGACACUGCUGUGCAAGGAUCUUUGGAAACUCGGACAUGGCAGAAUUGCCGUCGUGCCAAGUGUCAGCUUGGCGUACAAUGUCAAGGACGGCAGACAAAUCAAGGAAGAGAGAGGGUUUGCUAACUCAUGGGUCGCGGCCGAGAACAUGGGAGUGACACCCAAGAUUACGUGGCAGGAUCAGCCGCCACAACAGGUCAAGUGCAUGCCGACGUUCCACAACCAAUUCUGGCGGCCUUGGAACGAGGGAUUGUAA
This is a messenger RNA of Colletotrichum truncatum, 1323 nucleotides long. RefSeq names its product alpha-mannosyltransferase cmt1. The record is from RefSeq and is a predicted model, not a curated record. Lineage: Eukaryota; Fungi; Ascomycota; Sordariomycetes; Glomerellales; Glomerellaceae.